CUCCCUCAUGAAAUGUUAACCAAACUACCAUUCGAUCUAGAGACAACCCAGUGUCUUUCGUUACAAGACUUUCCGCACGUUAAAGUAAAAUUUGAUGACCAGCCUAGUAGCAAUCCCCGUGGGAACAUUUAUUCCAGUUAUUACGACAACACAAAAGAUGUUUGCAAUGACCUUGGGAUAAUGACUGAGCACGAUUGGCCAAUAGAUCCAGUCAAACCGCCAAACCCUGAGUUCACAAGAGAUGGAAAUUCCAUCUGUCAUGACUCAGUAGUAGGUGAACCGAUGACGUCACCAAAGGUUGCAGACCUGUAUACUCUGCCAAAUUUGUCUGCCGUACUGAACAAGAUAUCUCCUCAUCAUGUCGUCACAGUUGCUGUCCUGGAUACAGGGAUCCUCUCAUGUCAUAAAGACUUUGCAGGUAAAAUCGUGGCUAUGAAGAAUUUCGUGCCUAACGAAGACAACGACUUCUACUAUAAUGACUACAAUGGUCACGGGACACACUGUGCCGGUAUCAUGCUCCAAACCGCUCCUUUCGCACGUUUGGUGAUCUGCAAGGUGUUGAGCAGUUUUGGACAGACAAAUCAGUCCAAAUGGAUAGCAGACGCCAUUGAUUGGUUAUUGAAUGACGAGGAAGGCCCCAAAACGUUCUGUCCAGUAGACAUCAUCUCCAUGUCACUUGGAGGUGGCUUAUUCAAUUCCGACUUAAAGCGGGCAGUUUCGGAAGCGGGCGCUCAAGGAAAAGUAGUUCUGGCUGCAGCAACUAACGACGGGAGGAAGGGAAUGACAAACAUCGCCUUUCCCGCGAGAUUUGGGGACGUGAUCUGUGUUGGAAGCCACGAUAGGUUCGGUCAGCCAUCUUUAUUCAGCUCAGUAGGACGAGAGCUAGACUUCCUUGCACCUGGGGAAGAUAUACUUGCCCCGAGCUCCAGAGGCAACUACCAACGAAUGUCAGGAACAUCACAAGCCACACCAACUGUUGCUGGAAUCACCGCCAUUGUGAUUUCCUAUGCUGAGACUGUUGGUACGUCCGCCCAAUUCAGUUGUUAGGGUAUUAUAAUAUUUUAAUGUUCAAUCUACAUUUCAAGCUCAUUUUUUAAGCACAGCAUCUCCUUAAUUGUU
Molecule: messenger RNA, 1119 nt
Organism: Branchiostoma floridae (Florida lancelet)
Lineage: Eukaryota; Metazoa; Chordata; Leptocardii; Amphioxiformes; Branchiostomatidae
Product: subtilisin-like
Exons: 1
Coding region: 13-1047 (344 amino acids)
Biological process (GO): proteolysis
Molecular function (GO): serine-type endopeptidase activity
Source: RefSeq, a predicted model, not a curated record